Cicer arietinum (chickpea) is the source of this 1660-nucleotide messenger RNA. Its product is annotated as telomere repeat-binding factor 2-like. Gene Ontology annotation, biological process: nucleosome assembly. Gene Ontology annotation, molecular function: double-stranded telomeric DNA binding. The record is from RefSeq and is a predicted model, not a curated record. Gene Ontology annotation, cellular component: nucleosome. Lineage: Eukaryota; Viridiplantae; Streptophyta; Magnoliopsida; Fabales; Fabaceae.
AAAUAAAGUUAAGAAAACGAAAAAUAAUUAAUUAUAGAAACAAGGGGAUCCUUUAGCAAUUUCCAACAGUAUGAAAUUGCAAGCUUUCAGAAAACAAACAACUAAUCUUUCUCCUAUGUAAAUCGUUUUUCGCAGGUUCCUCGCAUAAAUUACCGUAUCAAUUCGAUUUAUCCGCACCUAAAUCUUCCAAUCUGCAACCACACCCUUUCAUUCUCCGAUCCACUCUUCACCUUCGUUCAUCGAUUUAUUCCCAGAUAAAUAAUAUGAACUAUGGUUGCUAGAAAUUCCUGAUUUGAUCUCUUGUCUAUUAUGCAAUUGAAGUUAAUUUGGCUAUUGAGGUCAAUGUUUGGUCAAUAAUAGUUAGAUUUUUAUUUUUUUGUGGAUGGGCAUGUUGGAGAAGACUGCAUUUCACUUCCAAGCUUUUGUUUAGAAUACAAGCGAAAAACUAGUGUCAUAAGAAGGUUGUAGAGUUCUUUUAAUGGGUGCUCCUAAGCAGAAAUGGACUGCAGAAGAAGAGGCAGCUCUGAAAGCUGGAGUAGUCAAAUACGGGGCUGGAAAAUGGCGCACCAUACUUACGGAUCCAGAGUUCAGCACCAUUUUGCGCAUGCGUUCAAAUGUAGAUCUCAAGGACAAAUGGAGGAACAUAAAUGUGACAGCAAUAUGGGGAUCCAGGCAGAAGGCAAAGCUUGCACUUAAAAAGAACCUACCUCCCCCCAAAACUGAAAAUAACCACACAACUUCAAAUGCUAUAGUUCAAUAUAAUCCAGAAGUUGCAACUGCUCAGCCUCUGGCAGUUUCUGGUGGAAUGUCUUCUUCCAAAGAACAAAUAUCAAGAUUGGACAACCUUAUAUUAGAGUCGAUUGUCAAGUUGAAGGAGCCAAAGGGUUCUGACAUGGCCGCCAUUGCUGCUUGCAUUGAGGAUCAAUACCGGUCUCCACCAAACCUCAUGAAGUUAUUGUCAACAAAAUUGAAGCAUAUGGUGGCAAGUGGAAAAUUAAUGAAGGUUAAGGAUAAAUACAGGAUUGCAACUAACUCAACAAAAACAUCGGAGAAAAGAAAAUGUUCUUCCAUGUUACUUCUGGAAGGGAGGCCGGAAGAUUCUCCACGAGCAGAAAAGACUAAUGUCAACAUCCUUUCAAAAUCCCAAAUUGAUGUUGAGCUUUUAAAAAUGAAGGGUGUGACAGCUCAAGAGGUGGCAGCAGCGGCUGCAAAAGCAGUUGCAGAGGCAGAAGCUGCCAUUGCUGAGGCUGAGGCAGCAGCAAGGGAGGCAGAGGCUGCCGAAGCCGAAGCAGAGGCUGCACGAGUGUUCGCAAAAGCAGCAAUGAAGGCACUGAAAUGCAGAAGACUUAAUAUAUGAUGAUAUCUCAGCUUCUGCAUGGUUGAAAUGAUCAUUAUAUUGUGCAGAUGGUAUUUAAUUGCUGUGCAUAGUUAGGGUUGUAAAUUUGGAAUGUGCCGGGUUGAUCCAUGACACAUUUUUGUCAGGAGUCAGGAAUAGUUUAUUAUUUAUUAAUUUUUGUAAACCUUAUUUUUAAUGAAAGGGUAAAGACAAUGAGGUGAGGGUACACAGUAAUAGUUUGUUUUGGUUGUGGAUGAUAAAAAAUGAUUUUGAAUGCAUUGAUUAAACGUGAGUUUAAGAUGAAGUUCUUUAUAUUUGGAUACA